AUGAGAAGAAGAAGAAGAAGGAAAAGGAGAAGGAGAAGGAGAAGUGAAGAAAAGAAGAAUGCGCUGAAUUUCCUCCCGAAAUUAUGUCCUGAAGUAAAUGAAAAUAGCAAGAAUGAAGUUAGAAGAACUGCUGCUGCUGCUGCUGCUGCUGCUGCUACCAAUGCUACCGCUGCUACCAAUGCUACCACUGCUACCACUACUACCGCUACUACCACUACUAUCACUGCUACUACUACUAGCUUACUAAGUUUUCAUUAA
Brugia malayi is the source of this 258-nucleotide messenger RNA. RefSeq lists its product as uncharacterized. The transcript has a single exon. The coding region runs from base 1 to 258 and encodes 85 amino acids. The record is from RefSeq and is a predicted model, not a curated record. NCBI's taxonomy places the organism in Eukaryota, Metazoa, Nematoda, Chromadorea, Rhabditida, Onchocercidae.